This is a messenger RNA of Sordaria macrospora k-hell, 2016 nucleotides long. The record is from RefSeq and is a predicted model, not a curated record. Lineage: Eukaryota; Fungi; Ascomycota; Sordariomycetes; Sordariales; Sordariaceae.
AUGCCGCCCAAACGAGCAAAGAAAGAAGCUGCUCCAACAGCCCCGCAGUGGCCGCUGAAAGACUGUCGCAUUGUCUUCAGCGGACCCUUCAAGGGCGGCCAAGACCAGUACAAGGAAACUGUCCAUUCCCUCGGAGGAAAUACCAUUGUGACGCACGUCAUGCAGGGAGUCACCCAUGUCAUUUACUCCGACAAAAAUGCCAACAAGAUCAGUGAAAAAGUCAGAAAGGCUUAUGAAAUUGGUAUUCCCGUCGUCAGCGUCGACUGGCUGCUCAAGACCAAAGAGAAUAAUGUCCAACAACCGGAAGCUGACUACGCUCUGGACAUGUCCUCCUUGGAUGAUGCCGCUACCGACGCUGUUAUGGCUGACGAUGACGAUUCCUCUCAAAAGAACGGCGAUGACACCAGAGGCACCAAGAGAAAGAGAUCACCGUCGCUAUUGCAGGGUAGUGUCAAGACCGAAGCUGAGGAGGACACCUUGGAAAAGCCAAAGUUCAAAAGCUUGAAAGCUGUCGGCGAGGGCCAAGUCCUGAAAGACAAGACCAUAGAGAUUCCUACAGACGUCGGUGCUCCCGAUUUCUACCACGUCUAUGUCGACUCUGAUGGUGUUCUUUUGACGCAGCUGGACACAUGUUUCGCGGUCUGGACCCGCUGGGGCCGUGUCGGGGAAUUCGGCCAGAAAGCACAGCUUGACUUCCCGUCGCUCGAAGAUGCCCUGGCAGCCUUCGAAAAGAAGUUUAAAGACAAGUCGGGAUUGCUCUGGAGCAACCGAGGCGAUGAUCCCAAGCCCAAGAAGUAUGCCUUCGUCGAGGUAAACUAUAAGGAUGACUCCGAUGACGAAGACGAGGUUGAGGGCGGCACGGGCCCGAAAGAAGAGGAAAACGACCGGAAGUCUCCCAAAUGCACACUUGCCCCUCCGGUAGCCGAACUCAUGCAGUUCAUCUUCAACCAGCAGUUGAUGGACAACACCAUGUCGGCACUCAAGUACGAUGCUAAGAAGCUCCCACUGGGAAAGCUCAGCAAGGCCACCAUCAUGCGUGGCUUCCAGUCGCUCAAGAAUCUUUCGGAACUUUUCACAAACCCUUCCAAAGCUUCUGACUAUGGUCUUCCAUACCAGGAAGCGGUCGAGUAUCUUUCCAACACCUACUACUCGGUUAUCCCGCACGCAUUCGGCCGUGACCGGCCACCUGUCAUUGCGACCGAUCAACUGUUGAAGCAAGAAAUUGAGUUGCUCGAAAACUUGAACGACAUGAAGGAAGCCAGCAACAUCAUGAAGAUCGACAAAACCCAGUUCGAUGUCCAUCCCCUCGACAGGCAGUUUCAAGGUCUCGGGAUGCAGGAGAUGUCUCCUUUGGACCGCGCUUCGACCGAGUUCACCAACCUGCAAGAAUACCUGAUUGAGACACGGGGUCAUACUCACGGAGUUAACUACCAAGUUGAGGAGAUCUUCCGUAUCGAGCGCCAGGGCGAGUUCGACCGGUUUGAGCAGAGUGACUAUGCCGACGGCAAGCUUAAGCUCAAGAAAAAUCGCAAGCUCUUGUGGCACGGUUCCCGCUCCACGAACUUCGGUGGCAUCCUUAGCCAGGGCCUCCGUAUCGCGCCGCCGGAAGCCCCCGUCAAUGGUUACAUGUUUGGCAAGGGCGUCUACCUAGCCGAUAUGUCCAGCAAGUCAGCAGGCUACUGCAAUGCUUAUUCAUCCGACGGCACCGCCCUCCUCUUGCUCUGCGAGGCUGAGCUUGGUGAUCCCAUCCAGGAGUUGAACGAUUCCGAUUACAAUGCUGGCGAGCACGCCAAGGAGAAGGGAAUGCUUUCUACGUGGGGCAAGGGCAGGUAUGGCCCGUUGAAGUGGAAGGAUGCUGGUGUAGUGAACCCAGCACUACAGGGUGUGAUGAUGCCCGACACAUUGGUCAAACCCGGCGAUACCAAGUACCCGGGCGCUAGUCUGUGGUACAACGAGUACAUUGUGUAUGAUGUUACCCAGAUCCGUCUGAGGUAUCUUUUGCGUGUCAAGAUGUAG